This is a messenger RNA of Dovyalis caffra, 318 nucleotides long. The record is from the annotation of a GenBank genome assembly. Lineage: Eukaryota; Viridiplantae; Streptophyta; Magnoliopsida; Malpighiales; Salicaceae.
AUGCUGGUGAAGACAGAAUGGUUUGGAAACUCACCACAAAUUAAGUCCGCUUGCAGGUUUUUAGAGGAGGCAAAUUGGAAUGAUGCCAAGAAGAUUUGGUCAGGCUCAGGCAAUCUGGUUCGUGAAAUUCUGCAGUUUCUCCAGGAGAUGAAUACAGGGUCUUUAGGUAUGCAGAGUGUGGAAAAACUGAUAUCUAGAGAAAAGGCCAGAGAAUGGCAUUCUUUGAUUAGAGUCGAAACAGAUGGUUAUAGCAGGGGUGAGCAUGGCCAAGCAACAGCUAGUGGAUUAGUCAAUCGGCUUGAUACCAUAGAAUUCUAA